GACUUUACGAUCAAAGUUAGGCAAAUCAAAUAAUUCAUAUGAUAUUUUUUUAAAGACGAAUAAUUAAUAUCGGAUGGAUUCGAAUAUGGAACAUUCAUCGUCCUCGUUUCUGCGAUCUUGGAGUGAAAAAGAUCUGACCUUAAAUGGUGGCUCCUAUAGAAAAUCUUCUCUGUUGACCAAAUUACCUCGAUACCUGACUAAAAGUCAACGCUACACUAGGCUGAGGGAAGAGUUCUUUGGUAAAGAAAAUUCGAAUCACUCGCAAAAUUUGAUAAAUGAAAAUCAAGAACGUAAAUUUUCCUCCAACAGUACCUCCCCGUGUUCUAAAUCUUUAUCACCAUCCUCCUCUUCCGAAAAUUAUUUUUCACUCUCUUCAAAUAAUUCGAUAGCAUCCAUGAUAGAUUCCAAUAACGCCCGUCAUCCUCAAUUGAUAGACAUAGACUCCGAUAGGGAUAGACUAAGCCCCGAUACACUUAUAAGCACUAAUAAAUUUCCAACUAAGCAGCAACAACAAAAUGGAAAUCUGACCAGUUAUUUGGAGGAAUUUUGUUCCAACAUGUCGAUUUUUAAAGAUGGCGAAUUUGGAGGAGAUGUGAGGAGUGAUGAAUCGGCUCUCAAUAAAACAUUUGACAAUGAUUUCCUUUGUUAUAAGGUAAUCGAAGAAAUGCUUGCCACCGAAAAAAACUACCUGGACGAUCUGAACGUUAUAAUUAACGGAUAUCUCUGGCCUUUAUACGCGUCAGCGCAUGCUUAUGGAUUAAAAAAACGUGAUAUCAAAUUGAUAAUAGAAAAUCUUGAAAGGAUUCGAAAUUUAAAUGAAAAAUUUUACCAAAACCUCAAAUUUUAUGAAGGGGAGCCUUACAAAAUUUGCACACUUUUUAUCGAAUACAGUACCGAUUUCCACACGGCUUAUAACAUAUAUUGUCAAUAUCACCAAAGAACCUUGUUAUUAUUUCACCUGGAUGAUAAAAAUUAUCGUAAAAAAUUACUGGAUCAUUUCUUAAAACAACGUCAAAUUACUCUAUCUCAUUCGCUUCCCAUUGAUUCCUAUUUGCUCAAACCUAUUCAAAGAAUCCUAAAAUAUCCACUUAUUUUGAAAAAUUUGGAGAAACAUUACACCCCCCAAGCUGAAUUAAAUUUUAGGCCCUCUUUAUCUUGCGACGAAAGUAUUAAUUUUGAUACUUCAAAAUCUAUUGUCAAUAAUGCUUAUCAGCAUAUGGCGAAAGUGGCCCACGAUAUCAAUUCAGCUCUCAGGAAGCUUGAAAAUUUGGAAAAAGUCCAAAAAUUGGCCCGAUAUGGCUUUAUCAAUUGGCCUGAAAAAUUUAAGAGCAACAAAGAUAUCUUACAACUCCUUAAUUCUUUUGGUGAGCUGGUUUUGGAUGGAGAUUUGGAAGUUAUGCAGAUUAAAUCUAAACUUACCGAAAGGCAAAAAGAAAUUAAACACGGGGAUGUAUACAAAAUCCGUUACGCCUUUUUGUUUGAACACAUGCUUUUAAUAUGUAAGAAAAAACGUAGGAAUUAUGCGGACGAUAACGUUAAAAUGGCAGACCGCGCAAGACAAUGCUACAGUUUUAAGAAUGCCUUACCAUGUUCAAAUAUCAAGAUAAUCGAUAGUAUUCCAAAAUUUUCAAAUAACGUCACCAGUGAUAACAUUCCUGUAUCUUACGAAAGUCAAAUCAUCAAUUACGGUACUGUCAACUACAAUUCAAAAAGUCAACAUAACGAUUUGGUUAUCAAACUCGUGCUUAAGCUAUCCGAUUUGAAUGAAGCUUAUCUCGACCAUACAAGAAACAACGAGUUUUUUAAAUCUUACCUCCAAAGAAUUGGUGAUAAAAACGAUGAUCUUAUCCUAGAAAAAUGCGAUAACUCUUUUUUUAAUCGUUCGCAUAUUAUUUGUAAACUAAAAUUCCUAAAUCACACUCAGAAACUUGCUUGGUUUCAGGCUCUUCUCGAAUGCGUCGAUAAAUCGAAACCAGUUGAACAAAAUUUUGAGAGGAAAUCUAUGCCAACUUUAUUGUUACCGGAUAGCGAAGCUGAAAAUUUUCAAACCUCAAAGAUGGUAUCCUUUGUGUCCCAAAAUGCAUUUGAAAAGGCUACCAAAGCGGUCUCGAACUUUCAAAAAUAUGCUUCUUUGCGUAGGUCGGGGCCAAGAAAACAUGAUGAAGAUGAUAACUUACAUUCGUCCCAAUUUUUUAUUCCUCCCCACCAUUCAAAAGCCAGAAAUAUUUCUCAUAAUAUAUCCCAAAAUCCCCAGAAAUCAACGUUUUACCUUAAAAAAGAGCCCGUUCUAGAUGUCGGUACAAAUGACAAAGACAAGAAUAAUAAUUAUUCCUUGAAAGUUGUCAUUAAUAUAACCUCUAAUUACAAGGAAAAUCUGUCUACCAACCCUUCAGCUCUACACAUGGGUUAUAAUCAGUUCGAAAACGAUUUCGAUUCAUGUCAAGAUACUAUUAAUUCAGCCGCGAAGAGUAACGAUACACUAAAUAUCAACAGCAUUCAGGUAGACAAUAAGCUCAUAUCGAGAUGGUCUCAAGCUUCCUCCACUUCCUCCAACAGUAGUGGUAUCCAUUCCAUAUGCUCUAUUGAUCUUUUCAAUUCGUAAUCAAUUCAGAAAUAAUUUGAGCCACUUUUCGUUGCAUCGUUUAUAUUAUUAUAAUGAUCAAAUAGCAUUAUAAUAUAAUACUAUAUUUUUAUCUGUUUUUUAAUAUAUAAGAAAUCGUAAUUUAGUGGCUAUUACAUCUUCAUUACUUUUUAUUAAUAAUAAUAUAUGAUAUUUUUUUGUGAGAUUUUAUAUAAAAGAUCUAAAAUUAUAUUUUUCAAAUUUUUUAAUAUAUAACUUAUAUCUUUUUAAUCACGUUUCAUUUUGAAUGUAUAUGUUAUAUAAAUAAAAAUGAUUAGUUGAAUAA
Gordionus sp. m RMFG-2023 is the source of this 2906-nucleotide messenger RNA. RefSeq names its product rhoGEF domain-containing protein gxcJ-like. Lineage: Eukaryota; Metazoa; Nematomorpha; Gordioida; Chordodea; Parachordodidae. Bases 74 to 2602 code for a protein of 842 amino acids. The record is from RefSeq and is a predicted model, not a curated record. Gene Ontology annotation, molecular function: guanyl-nucleotide exchange factor activity; small GTPase binding. The transcript has 11 exons.